AUGGGACGCAGAAAGAUUGAGAUCAAGGCCAUCAAGGAUGACAGAAACCGCUCUGUUACCUUUCUCAAGAGAAAAGGCGGUUUGUUCAAGAAGGCGCAUGAGCUUUCCGUGCUGUGCUCCGUCGACGUCGCUGUCUUUAUAUUUGGCAGCAACAAGAAGUUGUAUGAGUAUUCUUCCACGGAUAUGCGGGAGAUGAUCACUAGAUACACAUACCAUGGCGGCCCGAAUGAACACAAGGGCCCUUCAGACUUCAACGGAGGCAACGACGAGGACGAAGAUGAGGAUCCUGAAGGUACCCCGCCGCAGGAGUCUCACAUGAUUCCGCCUCAGUUCCAAGGACAAGCGCCAUUCCCUCAUAUGCGACACCACACUCCCUCAGCUUCACCUCCGAUUCCUAAUGGCGUGCCUUUCCCGCAACAUCAUGGCCUUCCCGUCCAACGCGGCCACACCCCGCAGCCGGGUAUGGGAUCACGGCCUGGUUCUCGACAAGACAUCCGCCGGAUGGGACCAAACAUGGGCCCUCAACCCGUCGGCCCUCCCGGAUCUCAGCAGCCUCCCGUCAACGGAUUUGCCUACAUGCCCAACCCCGCCAUCUGCAACCCCCAGAACCAGCCCAAUAUGCCACCAAACAUGCCCCACGGACUCCCCCAGCACAUCUUCACUCCCAUUGACGAGAACCGCUCCAUCCUGUCUCAGCACUUGGCUUCAUUCGCCUCUGAGCAGAGCAUAAAGGCAGAGCCUAAUCGGCCCCCGUUCCCUGACCAGAGCAACAUCAAGGUUGAAGGUAACCGCUCUCAGUCAGUUGAUGUUGGCGCAGUAUCCCGGACCAAUGGUUCCACUACUUCUCCGCCCAUGCCUCCGCGCGCCAGCACUCAAUCUCUGAACAAAAGCCGCAACAUCUCCGUAUCGUCAAUCCCAGAGACAACGUUUACUCCGCCAUCUCGCACCAAUAGCAUGAAGCUUGGUGGUGGUGCGCGUCCCCGUUUGAGGGUGGAGAUUCCCGACGAACCUUCGGAUGGCGGUAGCGCAACUGCCGAGUCAAACUCUCCUCGCAACUCGACAGAUACCACAUCCCAGACGACUCGGCGCCAUGCAUCCGACUCGCACUCUUCCGGCAUGGUUUUGCCGCCGCCAUCCCCGUCAGCCCAAACGCUUCUCUCAGCUGGCGCCACGGGCCCGCCAAACCCGUUUGCUCGCCCACCCCCGCAACAAAAUAGCAAUAUGAACAUUGACACUCCGGUUUCCGCCCUUCCGUCCCGAUUCUUAAAUAACGAAUUUCUGCCCAGUCCGAGCAGCUUUUAUCCGGAAUGGUAUGCUCGUGGCGGCAGCGAUAGCAACACACUACCCAGUCCAUUGAACUUUGCGACUCCAGUCGUUGGUUCCGGUCCUAGCUUCUUGCGAGAUGACAAUCCGGCUACGAAGCGCAAGAGUCCUGAGAUCAGCGCCAAUGGUCCGCAUGACGGUCCUGAGGCCGGAAACGAACCCAAGAGGAUUCGGGUAGAUUCUUGA
Molecule: messenger RNA, 1509 nt
Organism: Colletotrichum lupini
Lineage: Eukaryota; Fungi; Ascomycota; Sordariomycetes; Glomerellales; Glomerellaceae
Product: MADS-box protein GGM13
Exons: 4
Coding region: 1-1509 (502 amino acids)
Biological process (GO): positive regulation of transcription by RNA polymerase II
Molecular function (GO): DNA-binding transcription factor activity, RNA polymerase II-specific; protein dimerization activity; RNA polymerase II cis-regulatory region sequence-specific DNA binding
Source: RefSeq, a predicted model, not a curated record